AUGGGAAAGGGAAAGGAAAAGGAUUUUGGGGUGAAGGUCCUGGGUCGGGCUGAGCUGGGAGCGUUGCUGCUGGUGGAUGGCGUGCUUCAGUACCCUCCGUUUGAGGCCGCUGGAGGGCGCGUGCAGGUGAACCGCCUCGGUAACAACGCCGUGGUCCACACAGACUUUGGCCUGACUGUCACCUUCAACUGGGAUGCUCUAGUGACUGUCAAGGUGCCCAGCAGCUACACAGAUGCCAUGUGUGGUCUCUGCGGGAACUUCAACGAGGACCCCAACGAUGACUUGACUCUGCGGAAUGGCAGCCAAACGACUGAUGCCACAGACUUCGGGAACAGCUGGCAGGAGGAGGAGACGGGCCCGGGCUGUGAAGCGACUGGACCCACGAAGGAAUGUCCCAACCUGGACGAGAUGCUGAACGACCAGGUGCAGAAGAAGGAGAAGUGUGGAAUCCUGGCCGACCCCGAAGGUCCCUUCCGGGAGUGUCACCAACACGUGGAUCCCCAGGGCGCUGUGCGCGACUGUGUCUAUGACCUCUGCCUGGUACCAGAACAACCUGAUGUGGCGUGUGACACAUUGGUGGCAUACGCUGCCGCGUGCCAGGCUGCCGGAGCCACCGUGUACCCCUGGAGGAACGAAACGUUUUGCCCAUCCAACUGCCCAGAACACAGCCACUACGAGGUGUGUGCCCAAGGCUGCCAGCCCACCUGCGGGAACCUCACGGUGACCGGAGCCUGUGGCUCUGCGUGCUACGAGAGCUGUGUGUGCGACGACGGCUUUGUGCUCAGCGGCAACUCGUGCGUGGCCCCAGAAUCCUGCGGCUGUGUUCACAAUGGCACCUACCACCCGCCAGGCCAGACCUUCUACCCUGGUCCCGAGUGUGACUCCCUUUGCACCUGCCAGGCGGGAGGCCAGCUGUCCUGCGAGCCCUCCUCCUGUGGCCCACAGGAGACCUGCCAGGUGUCUGAUGGUGUCUUGGGCUGCGUGCCCGUGAGUUCUGCCACCUGCCAGGCCUCUGGAGACCCACACUACGUGACCUUCGACGGCCGCCGCUACGACUUCAUGGGCGCCUGCGUGUACCUGCUGGCGGGCACGUGCGGCUCGAACAACAUGACGCUGCCCGAGUUCCGGGUGCUGGUGGAGAAUGAGCAUCGGGGCAGCCAGGCCGUGAGCUACACGGGCGCCGUGCGGGUGGAGGUGUACGGCGUGGAGUUGGUCAUGAGCCGGAAGAAGCCAGGACAAGUGAUGGUGGAUGGCGUGCUUCAGUACCCUCCGUUUGAGGCCGCAGGAGGGCGCGUGCAGGUGAACCGCCUCGGUAACAACGCCGUGGUCCACACAGACUUUGGCCUGACUGUCACCUUCAACUGGGAUGCUCUAGUGACUGUCAAGGUGCCCAGCAGCUACACAGAUGCCAUGUGUGGUCUCUGCGGGAACUUCAACGAGGACCCCAACGAUGACUUGACUCUGCGGAAUGGCAGCCAAACGACUGAUGCCACAGACUUCGGGAACAGCUGGCAGGAGGAGGAGACGGGCCCGGGCUGUGAAGCGACUGGACCCACGAAGGAAUGUCCCAACCUGGACGAGAUGCUGAACGACCAGGUGCAGAAGAAGGAGAAGUGUGGAAUCCUGGCCGACCCCAAUGGUCCCUUCCGGGAGUGUCACCAACACGUGGAUCCCCAGGGCGCUGUGCGCGACUGUGUCUAUGACCUCUGCCUGGUACCAGAACAACCUGAUGUGGCGUGUGACACAUUGGUGGCAUACGCUGCCGCGUGCCAGGCUGCCGGAGCCACCGUGUACCCCUGGAGGAAUGAAACGUUUUGCCCAUCCAACUGCCCAGAACACAGCCACUACGAGGUGUGUGCCCAAGGCUGCCAGCCCACCUGCGGGAACCUCACGGUGACCGGAGCCUGUGGCUCUGCGUGCUACGAGAGCUGUGUGUGCGACGACGGCUUUGUGCUCAGCGGCAACUCGUGCGUGGCCCCAGAAUCCUGCGGCUGUGUUCACAAUGGCACCUACCACCCGCCAGGCCAGACCUUCUACCCUGGUCCCGAGUGUGACUCCCUUUGCACCUGCCAGGCGGGAGGCCAGCUGUCCUGCGAGCCCUCCUCCUGUGGCCCACAGGAGACCUGCCAGGUGUCUGAUGGUGUCUUGGGCUGCGUGCCCGUGAGUUCUGCCACCUGCCAGGCCUCUGGAGACCCACACUACGUGACCUUCGACGGCCGCCGCUACGACUUCAUGGGCGCCUGCGUGUACCUGCUGGCGGGCACGUGCGGCUCGAACAACAUGACGCUGCCCGAGUUCCGGGUGCUGGUGGAGAAUGAGCAUCGGGGCAGCCAGGCCGUGAGCUACACGGGCGCCGUGCGGGUGGAGGUGUACGGCGUGGAGUUGGUCAUGAGCCGGAAGAAGCCAGGACAAGUGAUGGUGGAUGGCGUGCUUCAGUACCCUCCGUUUGAGGCCGCUGGAGGGCGCGUGCAGGUGAACCGCCUCGGUAACAACGCCGUGGUCCACACAGACUUUGGCCUGACUGUCACCUUCAACUGGGAUGCUCUAGUGACUGUCAAGGUGCCCAGCAGCUACACAGAUGCCAUGUGUGGUCUCUGCGGGAACUUCAACGAGGACCCCAACGAUGACUUGACUCUGCGGAAUGGCAGCCAAACGACUGAUGCCACAGACUUCGGGAACAGCUGGCAGGAGGAGGAGACGGGCCCGGGCUGUGAAGCGACUGGACCCACGAAGGAAUGUCCCAACCUGGACGAGAUGCUGAACGACCAGGUGCAGAAGAAGGAGAAGUGUGGAAUCCUGGCCGACCAAGGUCCCUUCCGGGAGUGUCACCAACACGUGGAUCCCCAGGGCGCUGUGCGCGACUGUGUCUAUGACCUCUGCCUGGUACCAGAACAACCUGAUGUGGCGUGUGACACAUUGGUGGCAUACGCUGCCGCGUGCCAGGCUGCCGGAGCCACCGUGUACCCCUGGAGGAAUGAAACGUUUUGCCCAUCCAACUGCCCAGAACACAGCCACUACGAGGUGUGUGCCCAAGGCUGCCAGCCCACCUGCGGGAACCUCACGGUGACCGGAGCCUGUGGCUCUGCGUGCUACGAGAGCUGUGUGUGCGACGACGGCUUUGUGCUCAGCGGCAACUCGUGCGUGGCCCCAGAAUCCUGCGGCUGUGUUCACAAUGGCACCUACCACCCGCCAGGCCAGACCUUCUACCCUGGUCCCGAGUGUGACUCCCUUUGCACCUGCCAGGCGGGAGGCCAGCUGUCCUGCGAGCCCUCCUCCUGUGGCCCACAGGAGACCUGCCAGGUGUCUGAUGGUGUCUUGGGCUGCGUGCCCGUGAGUUCUGCCACCUGCCAGGCCUCUGGAGACCCACACUACGUGACCUUCGACGGCCGCCGCUACGACUUCAUGGGCGCCUGCGUGUACCUGCUGGCGGGCACGUGCGGCUCGAACAACAUGACGCUGCCCGAGUUCCGGGUGCUGGUGGAGAAUGAGCAUCGGGGCAGCCAGGCCGUGAGCUACACGGGCGCCGUGCGGGUGGAGGUGUACGGCGUGGAGUUGGUCAUGAGCCGGAAGAAGCCAGGACAAGUGAUGGUGGAUGGUGUGCUUCAGUACCCUCCGUUUGAGGCCGCAGGAGGGCGCGUGCAGGUGAACCGCCUCGGUAACAACGCCGUGGUCCACACAGACUUUGGCCUGACUGUCACCUUCAACUGGGAUGCUCUAGUGACUGUCAAGGUGCCCAGCAGCUACACAGAUGCCAUGUGUGGUCUCUGCGGGAACUUCAACGAGGACCCCAACGAUGACUUGACUCUGCGGAAUGGCAGCCAAACGACUGAUGCCACAGACUUCGGGAACAGCUGGCAGGAGGAGGAGACGGGCCCGGGCUGUGAAGCGACUGGACCCACGAAGGAAUGUCCCAACCUGGACGAGAUGCUGAACGACCAGGUGCAGAAGAAGGAGAAGUGUGGAAUCCUGGCCGACCCCAAUGGUCCCUUCCGGGAGUGUCACCAACACGUGGAUCCCCAGGGCGCUGUGCGCGACUGUGUCUAUGACCUCUGCCUGGUACCAGAACAACCUGAUGUGGCGUGUGACACAUUGGUGGCAUACGCUGCCGCGUGCCAGGCUGCCGGAGCCACCGUGUACCCCUGGAGGAAUGAAACGUUUUGCCCAUCCAACUGCCCAGAACACAGCCACUACGAGGUGUGUGCCCAAGGCUGCCAGCCCACCUGCGGGAACCUCACGGUGACCGGAGCCUGUGGCUCUGCGUGCUACGAGAGCUGUGUGUGCGACGACGGCUUUGUGCUCAGCGGCAACUCGUGCGUGGCCCCAGAAUCCUGCGGCUGUGUUCACAAUGGCACCUACCACCCGCCAGGCCAGACCUUCUACCCUGGUCCCGAGUGUGACUCCCUUUGCACCUGCCAGGCGGGAGGCCAGCUGUCCUGCGAGCCCUCCUCCUGUGGCCCACAGGAGACCUGCCAGGUGUCUGAUGGUGUCUUGGGCUGCGUGCCCGUGAGUUCUGCCACCUGCCAGGCCUCUGGAGACCCACACUACGUGACCUUCGACGGCCGCCGCUACGACUUCAUGGGCGCCUGCGUGUACCUGCUGGCGGGCACGUGCGGCUCGAACAACAUGACGCUGCCCGAGUUCCGGGUGCUGGUGGAGAAUGAGCAUCGGGGCAGCCAGGCCGUGAGCUACACGGGCGCCGUGCGGGUGGAGGUGUACGGCGUGGAGUUGGUCAUGAGCCGGAAGAAGCCAGGACAAGUGAUGGUGGAUGGUGUGCUUCAGUACCCUCCGUUUGAGGCCGCUGGAGGGCGCGUGCAGGUGAACCGCCUCGGUAACAACGCCGUGGUCCACACAGACUUUGGCCUGACUGUCACCUUCAACUGGGAUGCUCUAGUGACUGUCAAGGUGCCCAGCAGCUACACAGAUGCCAUGUGUGGUCUCUGCGGGAACUUCAACGAGGACCCCAACGAUGACUUGACUCUGCGGAAUGGCAGCCAAACGACUGAUGCCACAGACUUCGGGAACAGCUGGCAGGAGGAGGAGACGGGCCCGGGCUGUGAAGCGACUGGACCCACGAAGGAAUGUCCCAACCUGGACGAGAUGCUGAACGACCAGGUGCAGAAGAAGGAGAAGUGUGGAAUCCUGGCCGACCCCAAUGGUCCCUUCCGGGAGUGUCACCAACACGUGCAACCCGAUGGCGCUGUGCGCGACUGUGUCUAUGACCUCUGCCUGGUACCAGAACAACCUGAUGUGGCGUGUGACACAUUGGUGGCAUACGCUGCCGCGUGCCAGGCUGCCGGAGCCACCGUGUACCCCUGGAGGAAUGAAACGUUUUGCCCAUCCAACUGCCCAGAACACAGCCACUACGAGGUGUGUGCCCAAGGCUGCCAGCCCACCUGCGGGAACCUCACGGUGACCGGAGCCUGUGGCUCUGCGUGCUACGAGAGCUGUGUGUGCGACGACGGCUUUGUGCUCAGCGGCAACUCGUGCGUGGCCCCAGAAUCCUGCGGCUGUGUUCACAAUGGCACCUACCACCCGCCAGGCCAGACCUUCUACCCUGGUCCCGAGUGUGACUCCCUUUGCACCUGCCAGGCGGGAGGCCAGCUGUCCUGCGAGCCCUCCUCCUGUGGCCCACAGGAGACCUGCCAGGUGUCUGAUGGUGUCUUGGGCUGCGUGCCCGUGAGUUCUGCCACCUGCCAGGCCUCUGGAGACCCACACUACGUGACCUUCGACGGCCGCCGCUACGACUUCAUGGGCGCCUGCGUGUACCUGCUGGCGGGCACGUGCGGCUCGAACAACAUGACGCUGCCCGAGUUCCGGGUGCUGGUGGAGAAUGAGCAUCGGGGCAGCCAGGCCGUGAGCUACACGGGCGCCGUGCGGGUGGAGGUGUACGGCGUGGAGUUGGUCAUGAGCCGGAAGAAGCCAGGACAAGUGAUGGUGGAUGGCGUGCUUCAGUACCCUCCGUUUGAGGCCGCUGGAGGGCGCGUGCAGGUGAACCGCCUCGGUAACAACGCCGUGGUCCACACAGACUUUGGCCUGACUGUCACCUUCAACUGGGAUGCUCUAGUGACUGUCAAGGUGCCCAGCAGCUACACAGAUGCCAUGUGUGGUCUCUGCGGGAACUUCAACGAGGACCCCAACGAUGACUUGACUCUGCGGAAUGGCAGCCAAACGACUGAUGCCACAGACUUCGGGAACAGCUGGCAGGAGGAGGAGACGGGCCCGGGCUGUGAAGCGACUGGACCCACGAAGGAAUGUCCCAACCUGGACGAGAUGCUGAACGACCAGGUGCAGAAGAAGGAGAAGUGUGGAAUCCUGGCCGACCCCAAUGGUCCCUUCCGGGAGUGUCACCAACACGUGGAUCCCCAGGGCGCUGUGCGCGACUGUGUCUAUGACCUCUGCCUGGUACCAGAACAACCUGAUGUGGCGUGUGACACAUUGGUGGCAUACGCUGCCGCGUGCCAGGCUGCCGGAGCCACCGUGUACCCCUGGAGGAACGAAACGUUUUGCCCAUCCAACUGCCCAGAACACAGCCACUACGAGGUGUGUGCCCAAGGCUGCCAGCCCACCUGCGGGAACCUCACGGUGACCGGAGCCUGUGGCUCUGCGUGCUACGAGAGCUGUGUGUGCGACGACGGCUUUGUGCUCAGCGGCAACUCGUGCGUGGCCCCAGAAUCCUGCGGCUGUGUUCACAAUGGCACCUACCACCCGCCAGGCCAGACCUUCUACCCUGGUCCCGAGUGUGACUCCCUUUGCACCUGCCAGGCGGGAGGCCAGCUGUCCUGCGAGCCCUCCUCCUGUGGCCCACAGGAGACCUGCCAGGUGUCUGAUGGUGUCUUGGGCUGCGUGCCCGUGAGUUCUGCCACCUGCCAGGCCUCUGGAGACCCACACUACGUGACCUUCGACGGCCGCCGCUACGACUUCAUGGGCGCCUGCGUGUACCUGCUGGCGGGCACGUGCGGCUCGAACAACAUGACGCUGCCCGAGUUCCGGGUGCUGGUGGAGAAUGAGCAUCGGGGCAGCCAGGCCGUGAGCUACACGGGCGCCGUGCGGGUGGAGGUGUACGGCGUGGAGUUGGUCAUGAGCCGGAAGAAGCCAGGACAAGUGAUGGUGGAUGGCGUGCUUCAGUACCCUCCGUUUGAGGCCGCUGGAGGGCGCGUGCAGGUGAACCGCCUCGGUAACAACGCCGUGGUCCACACAGACUUUGGCCUGACUGUCACCUUCAACUGGGAUGCUCUAGUGACUGUCAAGGUGCCCAGCAGCUACACAGAUGCCAUGUGUGGUCUCUGCGGGAACUUCAACGAGGACCCCAACGAUGACUUGACUCUGCGGAAUGGCAGCCAAACGACUGAUGCCACAGACUUCGGGAACAGCUGGCAGGAGGAGGAGACGGGCCCGGGCUGUGAAGCGACUGGACCCACGAAGGAAUGUCCCAACCUGGACGAGAUGCUGAACGACCAGGUGCAGAAGAAGGAGAAGUGUGGAAUCCUGGCCGACCCCGAAGGUCCCUUCCGGGAGUGUCACCAACACGUGGAUCCCCAGGGCGCUGUGCGCGACUGUGUCUAUGACCUCUGCCUGGUACCAGAACAACCUGAUGUGGCGUGUGACACAUUGGUGGCAUACGCUGCCGCGUGCCAGGCUGCCGGAGCCACCGUGUACCCCUGGAGGAACGAAACGUUUUGCCCAUCCAACUGCCCAGAACACAGCCACUACGAGGUGUGUGCCCAAGGCUGCCAGCCCACCUGCGGGAACCUCACGGUGACCGGAGCCUGUGGCUCUGCGUGCUACGAGAGCUGUGUGUGCGACGACGGCUUUGUGCUCAGCGGCAACUCGUGCGUGGCCCCAGAAUCCUGCGGCUGUGUUCACAAUGGCACCUACCACCCGCCAGGCCAGACCUUCUACCCUGGUCCCGAGUGUGACUCCCUUUGCACCUGCCAGGCGGGAGGCCAGCUGUCCUGCGAGCCCUCCUCCUGUGGCCCACAGGAGACCUGCCAGGUGUCUGAUGGUGUCUUGGGCUGCGUGCCCGUGAGUUCUGCCACCUGCCAGGCCUCUGGAGACCCACACUACGUGACCUUCGACGGCCGCCGCUACGACUUCAUGGGCGCCUGCGUGUACCUGCUGGCGGGCACGUGCGGCUCGAACAACAUGACGCUGCCCGAGUUCCGGGUGCUGGUGGAGAAUGAGCAUCGGGGCAGCCAGGCCGUGAGCUACACGGGCGCCGUGCGGGUGGAGGUGUACGGCGUGGAGUUGGUCAUGAGCCGGAAGAAGCCAGGACAAGUGAUGGUGGAUGGCGUGCUUCAGUACCCUCCGUUUGAGGCCGCUGGAGGGCGCGUGCAGGUGAACCGCCUCGGUAACAACGCCGUGGUCCACACAGACUUUGGCCUGACUGUCACCUUCAACUGGGAUGCUCUAGUGACUGUCAAGGUGCCCAGCAGCUACACAGAUGCCAUGUGUGGUCUCUGCGGGAACUUCAACGAGGACCCCAACGAUGACUUGACUCUGCGGAAUGGCAGCCAAACGACUGAUGCCACAGACUUCGGGAACAGCUGGCAGGAGGAGGAGACGGGCCCGGGCUGUGAAGCGACUGGACCCACGAAGGAAUGUCCCAACCUGGACGAGAUGCUGAACGACCAGGUGCAGAAGAAGGAGAAGUGUGGAAUCCUGGCCGACCCCGAAGGUCCCUUCCGGGAGUGUCACCAACACGUGGAUCCCCAGGGCGCUGUGCGCGACUGUGUCUAUGACCUCUGCCUGGUACCAGAACAACCUGAUGUGGCGUGUGACACAUUGGUGGCAUACGCUGCCGCGUGCCAGGCUGCCGGAGCCACCGUGUACCCCUGGAGGAACGAAACGUUUUGCCCAUCCAACUGCCCAGAACACAGCCACUACGAGGUGUGUGCCCAAGGCUGCCAGCCCACCUGCGGGAACCUCACGGUGACCGGAGCCUGUGGCUCUGCGUGCUACGAGAGCUGUGUGUGCGACGACGGCUUUGUGCUCAGCGGCAACUCGUGCGUGGCCCCAGAAUCCUGCGGCUGUGUUCACAAUGGCACCUACCACCCGCCAGGCCAGACCUUCUACCCUGGUCCCGAGUGUGACUCCCUUUGCACCUGCCAGGCGGGAGGCCAGCUGUCCUGCGAGCCCUCCUCCUGUGGCCCACAGGAGACCUGCCAGGUGUCUGAUGGUGUCUUGGGCUGCGUGCCCGUGAGUUCUGCCACCUGCCAGGCCUCUGGAGACCCACACUACGUCAGCUUUGAUGGCCGCUACUUCGAUUUCAUGGGCACCUGUGUGUAUGUGCUGGCUAAGAGCUGUGGCAACUCUUCUGAUCUGCCAGAAUUCACCGUCUUGCAGGACAAUGAGCCAUGGGGCAAUGGAUAUGCCAGCGCUACCAAGGCCAUUACCGUCUUAGUUGGCAACUACACCAUAUUCUUGGAGCAGAACCAACGAAAGGUUUUGGUGAACGGUGUGGCCCUGACACCGCCCAUGGAGUUGGAGGAAGGCCAGAUCCGCAUCUACCAGCAUGGGUCUGACAUCGUGGUAGAGACCGACUUUGGCCUGCGCGUGGCCUAUGACCUCAUGUACUACGUGCGGGUCACUGUGCCGGGCAGCUACCAACAGCACCUGUGUGGCCUGUGUGGAGACUACAAUGACAACCCCACAGAUGACUUCCAGAAGCCCGACGGCUCACAGGCGACCAACCCCAAUGACUUUGGUAACUCCUGGGAGGAGGACGUGCCGGGCUCAUCCUGCCAGUCACCCCCCGACUGCAGCACCUGGGAUGGUGAUAUCUGUGAGGACAACAAGUGCAGCGAGGAGCUGGAGACGCAAUACAAGGGCGAGGAAUACUGCGGGUUUCUCACCAGCGCCACAGGCCCGCUGGCCUCCUGCCACGCCCUGCUGGACCCUACCGGCUUCUUGAAGGACUGUGUCUUUGACCUCUGCCAGUCCAAGGGUAGCCUAGAUAUCCUGUGCAGCAACCUCCAUGCCUACGUGAGUGCUUGCCAGGCAACUGGAGGCCAAGUGGAUUCCUGGAGGAAUGAUACUUUCUGUCCGCUGAAGUGCCCCCCCAACAGCCACUAUGAGCUGUGUGCCGACACCUGCUCCCAGAGCUGCUCAGCUCGCAAUGCCUCCCUCAAGUGCCCAGAUGGCUGUGCGGAGGGCUGCCAAUGUAACCCCAACUUCUUCUACAAUGGCACAUCGUGUGUGCCCGCCCAGGAGUGUGGCUGCUACCACAAUGGCAUCAACUUCGAGCCGGAGCAGACGGUGCUGACUGACAACUGCCAGCAAGAGUGUGUUUGCCAUGAGGGUGUCCUGACGUGCCAGGCACACAGCUGUGAGCCUGGGCAGUUGUGCCAGCCCUCGGGAGGCAUCCUGAGCUGUGUCACCAAAGAUCCAUGCCAAGACGUAACCUGCCCUCCCCAGACGACAUGCAAGGAGCAGAACGGCCAGGGUGUGUGUGUGUCCAACUCCGGAACCACGUGCUGGCUGUGGGGCGACCCACAUUACCACUCCUUCGACGGCUACAACUUUGACUUCCAAGGCACCUGCAGCUACGUGCUGGCAGAGGUCGGUGACUGCCCGGGUGUGGACGCUGGGAACCUAACACACUUUGCCAUCACCACCAAGAACGAAAACCGAGGCAACCCGUCCGUGUCCUUCGUGAAGCUGGUCACUGUGACUGUCCUGGACGUGAACAUCUCCAUCUACAAGGGCGAGAUCGGCAAAGUCAGGGUGAAUGGCGUGUUGACAACGUUGCCUGUCUCAUUGGCCAAUGGGCAGAUCUCAGUGACCCAGGGUGUCUCUAAGGCAAUACUGGUGACUGACUUCGGGCUACAGGUCACCUACGACUGGGACUGGCGUGUGGAGGUGACGCUGCCCAACAGCUACCUUGGCGCGGUGUGCGGGCUCUGCGGGAACAUGGAUGGCGAUCCCAGCAAUGACCAAGUCUUCCCCAAUGGCACAGCUGCCCCCUCCAUCCCGGAAUGGGGUGGCAGCUGGCAAACCCCAGACUGGGACUCACAGUGCUGGGAUGAGUGUCAGGGGUCCUGCCCAACAUGUACCGAGGACCAGAAGAAGAAGUACCAGGGCUCUGAUUUCUGCGGACCCCUGGCCCCUGGAAUCGAGGGCCUCUUCUCCAAGUGCCACUCUUAUGUGCCACCCGACAUCUACUUCGAGGGCUGCGUUCUAGACGUGUGCCUGGGCGGCGGGGAUCGGGACAUACUUUGCAAGGCACUGGCUGCCUAUGCUGCUCUUUGCCAGGCUGCUGGCGCUGAGCUCCAGGACUGGAGGAAGCAGCUCAAGUGUGAGAUCACCUGCCCUGACCACAGCCACUACGAGCUCUGUGGCUCACCCUGCCCGGCCACCUGCUCAUCCCCUGAGAACACCACGACCUCCGCCCUGUGCCAGGGUCCCUGCGUCGAGGGCUGCCAGUGCGACACAGGCUUCGUGCUGAGCGGCGACCGCUGUGUGUCCCUGGAGGAUGGCUGUGGCUGCUGGGAAAACGGCAUCUACUAUGAGAGGGGCAGCGAGUUCUGGACCGACGCCACCUGCUCCGAGCGGUGCCGCUGUGAACCUGCCUGUGGCUCGCUGAUCUGCAUGUCCUCCAGGUGUGGAAAAGGUGAAGAGUGUGCCUUGCAGCCCUCGGGCGAGUACAGCUGCCAGCCAGAGAGCAUAGCCGAGUGCCAGGCCUGGGGUGACCCCCACUACGUCACCCUGGAUGGGCAUCAGUUUGACUUCCAGGGCGCCUGCGAGUACCUGCUCAGUGCGCCAUGCUCCAAGCUGCCAGAAGGGACCGAGAAGUUCAACGUCACUGUGGCCAAUCAGCAGCUGGGCAACCAGGCUGUCAGCUACACCCACAGCGUCACUCUGUACAUCUAUGACCAUAGCUUGACCCUCAGCGCCAGCUGGCCUCAGCAGCUACAGGUGGAUGGCCGGUUAGUGACACUGCCCUACCAGCUGGACUCACGCUUGAAUGCGUACUUGAGUGGCAUCGAUGUGGUGGUGACCACCGCUGCCGGGAUCUCGCUGAGCUACGGGGACAGCUUCGUGCGCCUCCACGUGCCCUCGGUGUAUGCCCACGCCCUCUGUGGCCUGUGUGGGAACUACAAUCAGGACCCCUCAGAUGACCUGACCGACAAAAAGCCAGAGGACUGGCAAGUGGGUGGGGAACCAGGCUGUGGGUUGUGUGAGUCCGGGUCGUGCCCAGAGCCGUGCACGCCCGAGGAGCAGGAGGCCUUCAGAGACGCCUGCAGUGUGAUCUCGGACCCCAAAGGCCCACUGGCCCCUUGCCACAGCUUCCUGCCACCGGAGCAGUACUUCCAGGGCUGCUUGCUGGACGCUUGCCAGACUCAGGGCCAUGAGAGUGGCCUCUGCACUGCCGUGGCCUCCUAUGUGACAGCCUGCCAGGCCGCUGGUGCCCAACUGGAGGACUGGAGACAGCCAGGCUUCUGUGCUCCUCAGUGCCCAGCCCACAGUCACUACGAGCUCUGUGGCGACUCCUGCUCUGUAAGCUGCCCCACUCUCUCGGCACCCGAGGGCUGCAAGUCCACAUGCCGCGAGGGCUGCUUCUGUGAUGCUGGCUACGUGCUCAGCGGUGACACCUGCGUGCCCCUGGGCCAGUGUGGCUGCCUCCAUGAGGGCCACUACUACCCGCUGGGUGCCACCUUCUACCCGGGCCCCGAGUGUGAGCGGUACUGUGAGUGCGGCCCAGAUGGCCUCGUCAGCUGCCAGGAGGGUGUAGCCUGUGGGCCCUACGAGGAGUGCAAAGUGCAGAACGGCAUCCAGGCCUGCUAUCCCAAGGGCUCUGGUCACUGCCUGGCCGACGGGGGCAUCCACUACGUCUCCCUGGAUGGACACGCCUACGACCUGCACGGCUCCUGCUCCUACAUCUUGGCCCAGGUCUGCCAGCCGGAGCCUGGAGAUGAAGACUUCACCAUCAUCCUGGAGAAGGACGCGGCUGGAGAGCCGAAGGGCCUGCUGGUGACUGUGGCCAACCAGGUGGUGAGCCUGGAUUUGGGGCUACAGGUCACCAUAGAUGGCGAAGAGAUGGCCCUGCCUGUGGCCGUGGGCCAUGUGCGGGUGACUGCCGAGGGCCGCAACCUGAUCCUGCAGACCACCGGGGGGCUGCGGCUGCUCUUCAACAGCAACGCCCACGUCCUCAUCUCCAUCCCCAGCACCUUCCAUGGCCGUGUGUGCGGCCUCUGCGGCAACUUCAACGGCAACUGGACUGAUGACUUUGUCCUGCCCGGAGGCACGGUUGCUCCCGAUGCUGAGGCCUUCGGAGCUGAGUGGAGAGCACCUGGCUCCUCUGAGGAUUGCAGUGAGGGCUGUGGCACCCAGGACUGCCCCACGUGCUCAGCGGACGAGACGGCUGCCUACGAGAGCAGUGAGAUCUGUGGGAAGCUGCUCGAUGCCAACGGCACCUUCGCCAGCUGCCACGAGGUGCUGAGUCCAUCUGAGUACUUCCGCCAGUGUGUCUACGACCUGUGCGCCAGCAAGGGCAACAUGACCAGCCUCUGCCACAGCCUGGCCGCCUAUGUGGCUGACUGCCAGGCAGCCGGCGUGACCAUGAAACCCUGGAGGACGGACAGUUUCUGCCCUGCGGAGUGCCCCGCCCACAGCCACUACUCCUUGUGCACAAACACCUGCCAGGGCUCUUGCUCGGCGCUCUCUGGCCUCACGGGCUGCACCAGCCUCUGCUUUGAGGGCUGCGAAUGUGAUGACCGCUACCUGCUCUCCGACGGCGUCUGUAUCCCCAUCCAGGACUGCGGCUGCACCUACGAGGGGCGCUACAUGCCUGUGAACACCUCCUUGCUGUCUUCAGACUGCAGCGAGAGCUGCUACUGCUCAGACAAUGGCCUCACGUGCUCCGCAAAUGAAUGUCAAGUCGGCUUUGUGUGCGACAUCCACGAGGGGACCCGGGUCUGCCAGGUCUCGCAGGGUCUCUGCUCCCUCACUGCGGGCUCCAACCUCACCACCUUUGACGGAGCCCUUGGUGCCUUCAGCUCUCCGGGCGUGUAUGAUCUCUCCUCCCGCUGCCCUGGCCUGGCAUCGCACAUCCCCUGGUACCGUGUGGUUGCUGCUGUCCAGUCCUGCGAGGACAAAGCCAAGACCGUAGUCCAGAUCCAUGUCUUCUUCGAGGACGGCAUAGUGACUGUGAUCCCCGGCAAGGGCGUGUGGGUGAACGGCCUCCCAGUGGCUCUCCCGGUUGACGUGUUAACAUCAGUGUCUGUGAGCCAGACAUCUGACGGCUCCAUACUCGUCCAGCAGAAGGCAGGAGUGAGCGUGUGGCUUGGAACCGACGGGCAGCUGACUGUGGCCGUCAGCGAUGACCAUGCUGGAACGCUGUGUGGGGCCUGUGGAAACUUUGACAGGAACCCGACCAAUGACUUGGGUGACUCCCAGGAGGACACAGAUAUGGAUAAAUGGCGGGCGCCGGACUUCUCCCCUUGGUGA
Messenger RNA from Ochotona curzoniae (black-lipped pika), 14445 nucleotides. It is a transcript of the gene FCGBP, whose product is annotated as Fc fragment of IgG binding protein. Gene Ontology annotation, molecular function: protein binding. Gene Ontology annotation, cellular component: extracellular matrix. The record is from RefSeq and is a predicted model, not a curated record. Lineage: Eukaryota; Metazoa; Chordata; Mammalia; Lagomorpha; Ochotonidae.